AUGACCGACAAACCCGUGUCUCCGUGGAUGAACUGGGUUCAAUCGCGGUUCAGUGACGAGGCGCUUUCCAACAUAUCACCGAGCCUUCAUCUUGAGACUUUGGAGGCCGAGUAUGCCUCUGUCGAACAGGCUCUCAUCGAAGCGCGACGCUUGCGAAACCGGAAGGCUCCGGUUGGCAAGCUCCCCCCUGAGCUUAUGUUGUAUAUCUUCAAAUACUAUCAAUCUCUGUGCUUGCGGACUCCUUUUGACUCGGGUGAAUUAAUCUUCCAUCCUUCCUGGACGACCAUAACUUGCGUCUGUUCUGCCUGGCGGGAAAUAGCAUUGAAUGCUCCAACGCUGUGGGCGACACCCAGAAUCGAUGUUCUGCGGUAUCCUCAGUACAUGCCCGCCAUCGCGUCACGCUCCUUUCCUCUUGCCUUGGACCUGGAUCUGUCGACGUUUGAAACCAUGCCCAAGAUGCGGAGGCAUACCGGCUUCAGGACGUGGUUCAGGUCGUCGCCUGAUCGACCCCAUUGCGAGAGGGCCAAAGGCCUUUCAUUGCGUUGCGACGACAGCAUAAUUGAAUACGUGGCCGCCUGUCUACCCCAGAUGCGAUACCUGCGUAAACUAUGCUUGGACGUACGCUUUCCGUGGGGUGCGGGUUUGACCGUGCCGCGUACAUUUUGGGAGUUCCACGACAUAAACCACCUGACGCUUUCGGGAUGCAACAUUCCGUUGAAUUCGCCUAUCUUCUCUGCCCGACUGGUUCACCUUGAGCUCUACGGCGAUGGAAAGGGGCCAAGGGAGAACUACCAGAGCGUGCGCGAGUUGUUUGCCUGCCUUACAUCACUAGACAGCUUGACCAUGAAGAACAUCGUACCGCUCGUCGCCCCGCAAGACGGGCCCAACCUGGCAAUCGCGCUUCCACCCACCCUCCGCACGUUACAUGUCGCGGUUUCGAGUGCCCUCGUCACGACAGAUUGCAUGAAGUUCAUGUCCAAUCUUCGAGCGCCUGCUCUCUGUUCUCGCACUUUCUACGUCGACCAAGUCGAUGGAUUAUUUGCGGGCGAUGCGUCGUCGGACAACAACUUGAGGCGAAUCUUCUCGCAACUAGCAUCCUGCGAAGACGUUCAAUCCAGAGCACAACACCUACACUUCAGUCACAACCGCGUGGCUCUUGCCUCCGUCGUAUCGCCACCAGAGCUUACAGAAACUAUACCCGAAUGCACCGUCGAGGGGGCUGUCGUCAAUGUAUUCGGUAUAAACGACAGCGACUGGAUGCUUGAAAACCCUAUACACGAUCUUACCGGCAUACUGGACCACGUGGGCCUGGAUCAUCUCCGCGUCAUAUCUCUCAUUCCGGAGACGCUGCGGGCCUUCACCGACAACGAUCUGUGGAAGCGGCUACUACGCGCGAACAACAUCCGUCGCAUCGACAUACGGCUGCACGAGGACUUACUGGACGAACAUUUCGAUCAGUUGCUACUUGCCCUCUGUUAUCGCCACACUGUAACAGAGAGCGGCGUGUCCUUCCUCUUUCCACAUCUGGAAACCUUGGCUAUAGACAUGACGGGAGAGUACGAGAACGACAACGAAGAGUUCAUCACGCAACUCGUCGAUCUUGUUGGCGCACGAUCUGCACUCGGCGUCCCGGUGCAAGAGAUCAUCAUCCCGAAGUGGGUCCAUGACUGGGAGGCACUGGACGAUCUAAAGAUGAUUGUGAAUGUUACAGCCCUAGAUACCUACUCGUAG
This is a messenger RNA of Peniophora sp. CBMAI 1063, 1731 nucleotides long. The record is from the annotation of a GenBank genome assembly. NCBI's taxonomy places the organism in Eukaryota, Fungi, Basidiomycota, Agaricomycetes, Russulales, Peniophoraceae.